CCGCCCAACUUAAGGCAAAACAUAAGCAGCUUUCUCUUCACUUCACCUUGCAACCCCAUCUCAACAUCAAAUCCAAUGGAAAAGUGCGAUGAGUUUUUAAAACUGAUGAACGAUUUGAAGGCUCUAAGAAUUGACACAGAAGGUGGUGACACAACAACAUUGGAAAAUUUGAAUAAACAAUUUAUAGAUUUUAAAUUGAGAUUGAAUUCCUCGGAAGAAGACCAUGAACUCCAUGCUGAAAUUGAUAGACUAGAGUCAAUGAUUAAACUUUAUCAAUUGAAGAUUAAACUUCAUCAAAGUUUUUUGGGCUGUUUCGCAAAUAUGAAGGAAUGCCGUGAUGAGUUGUGUAAAUUGAUGGCUGAACCCAAGGCUCUAAGAAUUGAUCCAAUAGGCUUCAAAGACAAACUGCAAGAUCUGUAUGAAAGAUAUAAAGGAUAUAAAUUGAUGUUCAACUCAUUGUUGCAGGAAUAUCAAAUCACUUAUCAUGAACGGUUCCAGGGAGAGAGUGAAUUUGAUGAUUUAGAGCCCUUGUUUCAAUUUGUUUUCGACACUGUGGAGAAGAAGUUGCGAAAGAUAUAGAGAAACUUGCACAAACCUAAAUAAAAUUUAUUUGGACAUACACAUAGAUGAUAAAAUUUAAAAGUGAAAUGAUAUUUAGUGAUGGACUAAAUUAUUUCCCUUUUAAAUUUUAUUAUUAAUGUGUGCGCCUAAAUACUUUUGAUUUGGAGUUGUGCCCAAAAAAAAGAGGGAUGUGAUAUGUAAUAUGUUGGUGAUGCAAUAUGAAGAAAGAUAAAGAGAUAAAAUAAGAUGUUGAAAUAUCAUUGUUGUUUUA
This is a messenger RNA of Medicago truncatula (barrel medic), 832 nucleotides long. RefSeq lists its product as uncharacterized. The coding region runs from base 76 to 579 and encodes 167 amino acids. The transcript is spliced from 2 exons. The record is from RefSeq and is a predicted model, not a curated record. NCBI's taxonomy places the organism in Eukaryota, Viridiplantae, Streptophyta, Magnoliopsida, Fabales, Fabaceae.